Molecule: messenger RNA, 3003 nt
Organism: Closterium sp. NIES-67
Lineage: Eukaryota; Viridiplantae; Streptophyta; Zygnematophyceae; Desmidiales; Closteriaceae
Source: the annotation of a GenBank genome assembly
GCCUGAUACAAUUCCUGGUCAUCUCCGCCUUUUUCCCGUGGAAGCAGCCCUUUCAGGCCGGAAGGUAUAGGCUUGCAGACGUCUUGGUAGGAAAGACGCGUCUUUUCUCGCAAUUUUUGCUAGUACUGCCGGAAAAUUGGAUAUUGGUCGUGGUCGUUGAUCGAGUCUUAGCUUUCCGACAUGGCUCCAGCCAAGGCUGCUGGAGCUGCGGGAUCCGGUCCCGCCGCUCCCAAGUCCGCCACGGCGGAGUUGCUAGAAACUCUCGAGGAGAAAUUUCGGCUGACGACGAAGCAGCAGGAGCUCCUGAUCCGCGUCGCGACCCUCCUGUUAAUCUACAUCCUCGCAUUCGCGACUCGCCUCUUCUCCGUGCUCCGCUACGAGAGCGUGAUUCACGAGUUCGAUCCCUAUUUUAACUACCGCACUACGCUCUACCUCACCCGGAAGGGUUUCUAUGAAUUCUGGAACUGGUUUGACCACGAGACAUGGUACCCGCUGGGUCGCAUUAUCGGAUUCACUCUCUACCCUGGUCUCAUGGUGACGUCAGCGCUUAUCUACUGGGCUCUCCACGCGCUCUCAUUGGUGGUUCACAUCCGUGACGUGUGCGUGAUGACGGCUCCGUUCUUCGCAUCCAACACCGCCAUGGUGGCGUAUUUCUUCGGAAAGGAAGUCCGCGAUUCCGGAACCGGUCUGAUCGCUGCGAUCUUCCUCGCCAUCUGCCCGGGUUACAUUUCGCGAUCCGUCGCCGGAUCGUACGAUUACGAGUGCAUCGCCAUUUUCGCGCUCAUCCUCACUUUCUUCCUUUUCGUCCGCGCCGUUAACACCGGCUCUCUCGCCUGGGCUGCCGGCGCCGCGCUCACGUAUUUCUAUAUGGCGGCAUCCUGGGGAGGCUACAUCUUCAUCAUCAAUCUGAUUCCGAUCUACGUGGUGGUGCUGCUGCUGACGGGUCGCUACACCCCUCGGCUCUAUAUCGCGUACAACGCGUUUUACAUCAUCGGCAUGCUGCUGGCCAUGCAGAUCCGCUUCAUCGGCUUCCAGCACGUGCAGUCCAGCGAGCACAUGGCGGCCCUCGGCACAUUCUGCCUCAUCCAGGUGUUCUUCUUCGUGGACUGGGUGAAGCAUCAGCUGGCGGACCCGAAGCUCUUCCGCACCUUCCUCCGCGUCGUCGUCUUCUCCUUCGGUGGCGUCGGCUCCCUCGCCUUCGCUGUCGGCAUGGCCACAGGCUACAUCUCCCCGUGGACGGGGCGGUUCUACUCGCUUUUGGACCCGACGUACGCCAAGGACCACAUCCCCAUCAUCGCGUCCGUGUCGGAGCACCAGCCCACGGCGUGGUCCUCCUUCUUCUUCGACUUCCACAUCCUCCUUAUCCUCUUCCCCGCCGGGCUGUACUUCUGCUUCAAGCGGCUGAACGACGCGAGCAUGUUCCUGAUCAUCUACGGGCUCACGUCCAUGUACUUCGCGGGCGUCAUGGUGCGCCUCAUCCUCGUCGCCACGCCCGCGCUCUGCCUGCUCGGCGCCGUCGCCGUCAGCGCGUCGCUCACACGCCUCUGCGCUAUCGCCAGGGAGAAGGCGCCUGAGACUGGGGCCGGUGCUGUCACUGGAGCUGCGGCUUCCGGCUCUGGAAAGCUCUCUGGAAAAGCCAAGGAUAAGCUGAAGGGCGCUCAGGACAGCUCCCUGCCGUACCAGCGGGAGGGGGCGGUGGUGCUUAUAGCGGGGAUAUUCUUCUGCCUGAUCAACUUCGCGCGGCACUGCACGUGGGUGACGUCAGAGGCGUACUCGUCGCCGUCCAUCGUGCUGAUGGCCCGGCAGCACAAUGGCGACCGCGUCAUCUUUGACGACUUCCGCGAGGCAUACUUCUGGCUCAAACACAACACCAAGCCCGACGCCAAGGUCAUGUCGUGGUGGGACUAUGGCUACCAGAUCACAGCGAUGGCGAACCGCACGGUGAUCGUGGACAACAACACGUGGAACAACACGCACAUCGCCACGGUGGGGCGCGCCAUGGCGUCGUACGAGGAGCAGGCGUACGGCAUCAUGCAGCAGCUGGACGUCAACUACGUGCUCGUGGUCUUUGGAGGGGUCACCGGUUACUCAUCCGAUGAUAUCAACAAGUUCCUGUGGAUGGUUCGCAUCGGAGGGGGCGUGUUCCCCGACAUCAAGGAGCCGGAUUACCUCAACAACGGGGACUAUCGCACCGACGCCAAUGGCUCGCCCAAGAUGCUCAAUUGCCUCAUGUACAAGAUGUGCUACUACCGCUUUGGUGAGCUGCAAACGGAGUACGGCAAGCCCACAGGCUGGGACCGGGCGCGCGGGUACGAGAUUGGCAACAAGGACAUCGAGCUGGAGUACAUUGAGGAGGCGUUCACGUCGUCCAACUGGAUCGUGCGCAUCUACAAGGUCAAGGACCUCGACAACCGGUGGUAGUGCGGCAAGGCCCGGAUAACAUGUGGGAGCGCCAUGUAAACCACAGCGGUGGCGAGCAGUGGUAGUGAUUCUUGGGUCCUCCGAUUGGUUUGUGCGGUGGGCAGCAGUCACAAUCGUCGGUCCUCCAUUUGGUUUGUGCAGCAGUCACAAGGGCAAAGGCCUCGACAAUAGGUGGUAGAUAAGGGGUUUGGCUCGGUGGUGAUGGUGAUGGUCAACAACCAAACCAUCACCACUGCGUGGAGGAAAGUUACUUAUGACUGUUGCCAACUUUCUCAUUGUGGCGAUAAGGGGCGGCGGAAGGUCCACGGCUGUAGCAGUGGGUGGUAGAGGCGUGUGGGGCUGCUGCAGCUACAGCCAGGUCUAUGGGCUGCUGGAGGCCAUGUCGAGGCAUGCCGUAGGCUGUGCAAGCACACGAGGCAUGACAUGGCUGCACGCAUGCGAUGCGACCUAGUGCAAGGUGCUCGUGUUGCUUGAGCACUUUUUAUGAUCUAUUGUACCUGACCAUUAAGUCCCUGACCUUUAGUGAGACAUGAAGUUCAUGUGGAGUGGAGGUACCAAAACUGAGCAUUUCAGCAUUGACAU